AUGGGCCCAGUCUGCUCUGCCCAAAAGCGUAAAUCAAAAGCUCAUGAAUAAAAAGAGGAAUUUCGAGUUUCUAAUUAACCCUGUCUCGAUGCUACAUCCUUAGCUGGAUAAUCUCUACCUUUAGAAUUAAAAAAUUAAUUUGGCUUAGAGGAUUCAGUGUAAAACCUUAUGAAGCUCUUUAAAAGAUUCACAAUGUUUCUAGAUCUUGUUGGUAAUCUGGAUUAAUUACCUUAACAUACUAGAGAUAAAUUAAAUAAUUGUAUAGUGAUCAAAUAAAAUAUUUCUAUUAUUAUUCAAAAUAAUGUGAAGAGAGUUAUGAGAGAAUAGUAAAUUAUUAAACGAAUAGAUGAAUCAGAUUAUUAUCUUAUUUUUAAUGACCGAAAAUUUGCAAGUACAUUAAACUAAAUGAUGUCAAAAUUAUCAAAUGUAAUAUUAACUGAACUAAAACCUGAUGAAGAUUUUUAAUCUGCCUUUCCUAUAUUGGCAGUGUCAUUUGAAGAAGAAGCUGAAAAAAUUAAUAAUAUAGUUGAAAAGCUUAAAAACAAUAUAAAUAUUUCUAUUAGAAAAGGAAGUUCUUAGCAUUCAAUCUCAAUUAAUCAAUAAUAAUCAAAUAGAAAAGCUUCACAAUAAUGA
Molecule: messenger RNA, 633 nt
Organism: Paramecium primaurelia
Lineage: Eukaryota; Ciliophora; Oligohymenophorea; Peniculida; Parameciidae
Source: the annotation of a GenBank genome assembly